Molecule: messenger RNA, 999 nt
Organism: Morchella sextelata
Lineage: Eukaryota; Fungi; Ascomycota; Pezizomycetes; Pezizales; Morchellaceae
Exons: 3
Coding region: 1-999 (332 amino acids)
Source: RefSeq, a predicted model, not a curated record
AUGCCAUCCUCCACCACCGCCGCGCCCAACUACGGCUCGCAGAAGCCCAUCUUCCUCGCCACGCACCCGCGCGCCUGCUCCACGGCGUUUGAGCGGGUGAUGAUGACGCGGUCGGACGACGCCCUGGUGUGCAUCCACGAGCCGUUUGGCGACGCCUUCUACUACGGGCCCGAGCGGCUGGGGCGCCGCUUCGACGGCGAGGAGAUGCGCGGCGUGAGGGAGCGGAGUGGGUUUGCGGAGGUGACGUUUGCGGAUGUGGUGGCGGGCAUUGAGGAGGCGAGGAUGGCGGCCGAAUUGGAAAACAAGCGCAUCUUCAUCAAAGACAUAACACACUACCUCCUCCCACCCACGCCCACCCCGCCCACCCCGCACUCCCCCCUCGCCCCCUCCCUCUCCUUCCCCCGCAAAGGCUACGGCACCCACGCCCCCGAAGACAGCACCAACCCCACGGUGCUCCCACUGCACAUCCUGCGCCGCUACCAGUUCACAUUCCUGAUCCGGCACCCGCGGCGCGCCAUCCCGUCCUACUACCGGUGCUGCAUCCCGCCGCUGUCGGCCGCCACGGGCUUCGACCACUUCCGCGCCGACGAGGCGGGCUACCGCGAGCUGCGCGUGUUUGUCGAGUUCCUGCUGGCGCAGGGCGUGGUGCGCAGGGAGGAGCUGUGUGUGGUGGAUGCGGACGACCUGCUGGACGCGCCGGAGAAGGUGAUGAGGAGGUAUUGCGAGGCCGUGGGGUUCGACUUUAGGGUGGGGAUGUUGGGGUGGGGGGAGGGCGGCGAGGGGUGCGAGAAGUUUGAUAAGUGGAAGGGGUUUCAUGAGGAUGCGAUUGGGAGUGUGGGGUUGAGGCCGAGGGUUAAGAAGCAGGAGAAGUCGGAGGAGGAGGAGUAUCAGGGGUGGGUGCAGAAGUAUGGGAAGGAGGGGGCGGACCUGAUCAGGGAGACGGCGGAGAAGAACUUGGAGGACUAUGAGUUCUUGAAGCAGUUCAAGAUGGUAAUUUAG